UGUUCUGAGGAGUCCGCGGUGUGGGAGUUGCGCGUUUCUGCUUUCCCUUCUACUCCAUGCGCCAAAACCUUGGGCUGUUGCGUAGUUUGUUGUCGUCUUUCUUCUGUGUCUUCUCUUCUUUCCGCGAUCCGGCUUUUACCGGAGGGGACUUCUUCAGGGCAGAAGCUGCCGGUUCUUGAGCGUCCGGUGAAGUCCUUGCUCUGCAGCGGAAAGUAUUAGUAGGAAAGAAAUGACUGCUGAGGAGCCAGCUCUCUUUGUGGGAGGAGAGCGCGUUUGUCAGUGCCCCGAGAAGUAAUCAUUUCUUCGGUGGAUUGCGUUUUCUGUUUUGGUCUUGCAAGUCUUUCUUGAGUGUGCCUGGUCAUGCGGCUGAGAGUAACAGUGAUGUCUGUACAGGGCUGGAAAAAAAAAAAAAAAGGUCUAGUUUUAUACGGUACGUGCGUCACGGUGUUUUCAAAUUGUGAGAGUCAGUGGUGUGCUCUAAACUGAGAGAAUCUAAGACCACAGACUCGUCCAGCAGCUAUGCCUGUUAUUUUCAUCGGGAGUGCAAUUUAAAGUGGCUGUACCUCAUCCCUGACAGGCUGCGGCCGGUGGAAAACCGUCGGUUCGCCGGGUGUCAUGUGUCAUGAAACGUCUUGUUCAUAAGCAUAUACAUAAGGAAUGCUCUUGGCACACUUUGAUAAGUCACUUUGGCCUGAACAUCGAUUGCCUCUUGUAAAAACCUAAAUGGCAGCUCAGAAAAGGAAGUCUGCGUUAGUAGAGCCUUCUGCUAAACGUCCAAAGCUGGACAAGAACAGCAGACCAUCAUCAGCAAAGAAGGAAAAAGAGGUGUCAGAUACAAAACAUGUCUCAAAUAAAUCAAAGUCUAAUCAGUGUGCAGCGCAGGAGAAAACUGUACUCAAAACCUCUGUCAAAUCAAACAGUAACAACACCAACGAACCUGAAGUAGGAAUGCGCAUGACUACAAGAUCAUCGGGGUUCAACUCAAAUAAUAAAACAACACCUGACAAAAAAGUCCAACAGCAGCUGAAAUCUACAAAAAGCAAGGAGGUAUGCCAGAAAAAACCUGUGCAAGAAAUUCCUAAGUCAAAAUGCGCAACUGCUCCAAAUGAGCCUGUUACGAGGAGAUCCCAGAGACUGCAGCAGCUAACACAUGUAGAAGUACCAGCAAGAUCCCUUCGUAAUAGAGAAGUUAAAGAAGAAAAACCUUUGGAAGUCAAACAAAGUAGCCAGGCAAAAAAAAAUGCUCACAGCGUUACAGCGAAAGUAGUGAAACCUGCUGGAGCGAAAACAGAGCAGAAAAAGACAAAAACAAAGCCAAACAAUGCAAAUGAAGAUAAAGAAAUACAUGUAGAAGUGACCAGCUCUCUGAAAGAGAAAAAGUGUAAGGCAGACAGCAAAAACGGUAAUUCCAACAGCCUUCAACCCAGCGUUCAGGAGCCGUCAUUGUGUCCUGAUGACAGUCUCAAGGAAGUUAGGAAAGACCAAAUGGGCCCUCUAUCUCUGAAUCCUAGCAACACGAAGAAAGUGGAAGCAGAUUCUCCUAAGCCAAAUUCUAAGACAGUCACUAAGGAAAAGCAACAAACGCAUCAGAACAUAAAAACCAGUACAAAGCCAAACAAGGUUUCGCAGCCAUCUGUAAGUGAAGCAAAUGUAGCUGAACAACCAGAGAACGAUGUAAAAUCCAAAAGAGUAAGCAUCCUGGAACUUUGUGAAGAAAUUGCAGGUGAGAUUGAAUCAGAUACAGUAGAGGUGAAAAAAGAUUCCCCGAAUGCGGAGUGUGGAAAACCAGAAGAGAAGCCUGCUGAAGUACAGCUGCAACAGAGUGAAACGCUUACUCAGAAAGAACCUAGUCAAAGUACUCAGUGUAAACGUUUUUUCCCUAGCAAAAAAGGAAUGCCUGUCAAGUGUACGCUGAAUGGUAGAAAUAACUCCUCAAACAAGAACUCUAAAUGGACCAAAAUUAAAUUACUGAAAGCAAAUAACAUGAAGCAAAGUAACUUGCAUUCCGCAAACGCCCCCAAGCUUUCUUUGUUAAAAAAUUACCCUGAAGUUUCAGAGGCAAGUCAAAUAGCCCCAGAAGCACAGCUUUCCAAGGCACAAGACAAGCUGUCCCCAACAAGACUCUCGGAGAAUGAGAGUGCAGCUUGUGUGCGGGAUAAAUCAGACCCUUCAUCUGAAAGAGCUGGAAGUAAAGAAGUGGCAUUAGAAAUAAAACAGCCUGCAAAAAGAAGCGCGGAAAACGGUUUAUUGCGUAACUUGACAAAACACUUCUCUGAGCCGCGACCAGAUGAGAGCUUUCAGUUACGUUUGGAAUCAAGUCCAGAAAGCUCUCCUGUAAAGUAUCUUACAGCUCCUAAACCACCAAAACAAAUCAAAAAAGAACCUGGAGAAAGUGAGCCACAAGGUUUGGCUCCCAAGCAGGUGAUGCAAACUUCAUCUACAAAUCAAACUUCUGAAAUUGAUAACAGGGUUCCAUUGUCAAAUCCUUCAUUAGCAUCAAAGUGCAGUAACUUCCUACCAUCUGAAGAACAUAUUCAAAAGCUAAAAGAAGCAGGAAAAGAUGGUGAUAAGCAGCUAAUCAUAGAUGCAGGACAGAAGAGAUUUGGUGCUAUUUCCUGUAAUAUUUGUGGAAUGCUUUAUACUGCUUCAAAUCCGGAGGAUGAAACCCAACACCUGCUCUUUCAUAACCAGUUCAUAAGUGCUGUAAAAUAUGUGGGAUGGAAAAAGGAGAGAAUUCUGGCUGAAUAUCCUGAUGGGAAGAUAAUAAUGGUUCUUCCUGAUGACCCAAAAUAUGCACUUAAAAAGGUUGAAGAAAUUAGAGAAAUGGUAGACAAUGACUUGGGAUUUCAGCAAGCUCCGCUCAUGUGUUACUCUAGAACUAAAACUCUUCUUUUUAUUUCCAACGACAAAAAAGUUAUUGGCUGUUUGAUUGCCGAACAUAUCCAGUGGGGCUACAGAGUUAUAGAAGAGAAGGUUCCAGAAGUUAGUUCAGAAAAUGAAAAAGUCAUAUUUGAAAGACAGAAAGCAUGGUGCUGUUCAACGUCACCAGAACCUGCUAUCUGUGGGAUUAGUCGAAUAUGGGUAUUCAGCAUGAUGCGUCGAAAGAAGAUUGCUUCUCGGAUGAUAGAGUGUCUUAGGAGCAACUUCAUAUAUGGCUCAUACUUAAGUAAAGAAGAAAUUGCUUUCUCUGACCCCACUCCUGAUGGAAAACUCUUUGCAACGCAGUACUGUGGCACCGGCCAGUUCCUAGUAUACAACUUCCUCAAUGGACAGCAUCAGACUUAACUGCUCCGGAAGGGAUUCCCUUUUUAUCGGGAGACUUCUGCCAAAAUGUACUGAAUCGGUGCAGACCUUACGCAGAAGCCAGGGCCAUUUUUCUUACCGUGAACUCAGGACUGGUAACAACCAAAAGGUUGUACUAUUUUAUUAAAAUUGUAAACAAUGCAGUAAUAGGCUAACUUUGUUUUUUUAAAAGAAAGAUAUUUUAUUAACUUUUACAGAAGUUUGAUUGUAUUUUAUCUAGUUAGUCAUGUUUACAUGCAGCAGAAAAUUGUUCAUAGUGGACUGUAAACUAAAAUGCAAAGACUAUAGUCUCACUGAUGAGUACAUGCUGAAGUUCUUAAUGUGGUGAUAUACCAGUGCUUAAAUACCACGGGUGGGUGAGGUAGCUGAGGCUGCUCAAGCAACAGUCCAAGCCUGAGCUCCCUCACACCGGGGCAGGAGGCGUUACAGCGCAGUGGCCGAGGGCAGUAACCGGGCAGGCUGCAUGGUGGCUCCUGGUGUGCAUCCCGCACGCAGCCUGGCAUAAGGGCAGCCUGGGUGAUGGCAACGGGGGAAACUUGUUUCGCCUCCUGUCUCCCCCAGAGCAGCUGUCGAGCGAGAGGUGGAAUGAAACCCCCAAGGAGCGAUGUGCUCUUUGGUUUCCUGCAAGUGCUGUACUGAGUAUAUACCGUUGUUAGCGGACUUCACGUUGAUACUUGUCACUCCUUCAUAAAGCUGUCCUCUUUUAAAGGGUUUGUAUGUUGAAAAACUGCUGUGGCCUUUCUUGAUCUGUACAUAAUGUAGAUAGAUUAAAAAUAAAAUUCUUGAUAGCUUUUUUUAAAGUUA
This is a messenger RNA of Oxyura jamaicensis (ruddy duck), 4107 nucleotides long. It is a transcript of the gene ESCO1, whose product is annotated as establishment of sister chromatid cohesion N-acetyltransferase 1. The coding region runs from base 724 to 3285 and encodes 853 amino acids. The transcript has 12 exons. Gene Ontology annotation, cellular component: chromatin; nucleus. Gene Ontology annotation, biological process: mitotic sister chromatid cohesion. NCBI's taxonomy places the organism in Eukaryota, Metazoa, Chordata, Aves, Anseriformes, Anatidae. Gene Ontology annotation, molecular function: protein-lysine-acetyltransferase activity. The record is from RefSeq and is a predicted model, not a curated record.